CGGGUCAAACCUGAAAGUGACGGACAGUUUCUGAGACGUUGAAAAUGUAAGAAUUAUGCUAAAGGAGAGUCAAGGGACAAAGGAUCCGCACAGUGCUCCAGAAUGGCUCAGCAGCAAAACAAUGAAGAAGGGACAGCAAUUAUUCGUAUGCACAAAUCUGAGUCGAGAGGUUCAAUGAUCUCUGCAUCUUUUAAUUUCAUCAACUCCAUUAUAGGAUCUGGAAUAAUAGGUUUACCAUACGCAUUGAACCAGGCGGGGCUUCCUUUAGGGCUGCUUCUUUUGAUUUUAGUUGGAUUCAUCACAGACUACUCAAUUGUUCUACUAAUUAAAGGAGGAAACCUCUCAGGAUCAAACAGUUAUCAGUCAGUGGUACAAAGCACAUUUGGUUUUCCUGGAUUUUUGAUUUUAUCUGCUCUACAGUUUCUUUAUCCUUUCAUAGCCAUGAUCAGCUAUAACAUCACAACUGGUGACACACUGACCAAAGUGUUUCAGAGAAUCCCAGGAGUUGGUCCAGACCACAUCCUUGCAGAGCGGCACUUUGUGAUCUUGCUGUCUACCUUUAUGUUCACUCUGCCGCUCUCAUUUUAUCGAAACAUCGAGAGACUUGGGAAGGUGUCCUUCCUGUCAAUGGUGCUAACGCUUACCAUCCUCAUCAUCGUCACGAUCCGGGCAGCUACCCUUGGACCGCAGAUUGUCCCUACAGAGAACGCGUGGGCAUUUGCAAAGUGGAAAGCCAUUCAAGCAGUUGGUGUAAUGUCUUUUGCCUUUAUUUGCCACCACAACAGCUUUCUGAUCUACAACUCUCUGGAGCAGCCCACUUUAUCCAACUGGUCUCAGGUCACCCACAUCUCUGUGGGCUCUGCUUUGAUAAUCAGCGUUGUGUUUGCUGUUGCAGGCUACACAACAUUCACUGGCUACACACAAGGAGACAUAUUUGAGAACUACUGCAGAAAUGAUAACCUGGUAACAUUGGGUCGGUUCUGCUUUGGCCUCAGCAUAAUUACAACCUUUCCACUUGAAUGUUUUGUUACCCGAGAGGUGGUAUCCAACGUCAUAUGCAGUCGUCCUCUUUCCAAACCUGAACAUGUAGCCAUAACUCUGCUUAUAGUGGCAGUCUGCACAGCAUUAUCUCUGGCUUAUGACUGCUUGGGAGUUGUUUUAGAGCUAAACGGAGUGCUGAGCGCCACACCUCUGAUCUUCAUCAUCCCAUCCGCGUGCUACCUCAAGCUCUGCCCCGGCCAAUGGUUCCAGGGUGAAAAGUUGAUCCCCACCAUGCUGAUAAUAAUUGGCUUGUUUGUCAUGAUCACUGGCCUGAUCAUGACUGGUGUGUUCCCUCAAGACUGUUCGCACGGUGUGGAGAUGUUCUACUGUGCGGAUGCCAACAUCUCUGGCACUUUGCCACCUGAAUGACAGAAACCUACCUCAGAUAUUCAUUUGUCUUAAAGAAACACUGACCAUAUUGAGACAAAUGGCAACUGUAUCUCUUACUGUAUACACAUAUCGUUAUUCUGACCUCUGUGAAGUUUGCCAGGAUAUGCUCUGUGGAUACUGGUUGCUUUGUAUUUCUUAUAAUUCUUCUGAUUUAUCUUAAGGCUCAUUAUACAUGAGUAUACUCUCAUGUAUAAUGAGAUAGUCAUGUUUUAAUUUACUGUCUGUUAUUCUGAUGUGCUGAUUUACAGACCUUGUACUUAACAAAGAAGUAUUAACUUUUUCUUUAAAUUUGUUUUUAUUAAUAGCAUGUUUUAUAUGUAACACUAUGGAUUAAACAAAUAAUUGUUGAGCAACUA
Girardinichthys multiradiatus is the source of this 1787-nucleotide messenger RNA. It is a transcript of the gene slc38a11, whose product is annotated as solute carrier family 38 member 11. The coding region runs from base 103 to 1410 and encodes 435 amino acids. The record is from RefSeq and is a predicted model, not a curated record. Gene Ontology annotation, molecular function: amino acid transmembrane transporter activity. Gene Ontology annotation, biological process: amino acid transmembrane transport. The transcript has 12 exons. NCBI's taxonomy places the organism in Eukaryota, Metazoa, Chordata, Actinopteri, Cyprinodontiformes, Goodeidae.